UUCUGCUGGGGGUAGGCAGAAACCAGGGCGUUUUAUCAGAAUAACACAGAGUCUUGUUGGGGCUCUGAUAAAGGGCAGCAUUGUAUGGUAAUAGUUUAUAUAAGACCAUAUGACCGCUGUGCUGCGCUGGGCUCUGCUACGGUGCAGGGUAGUGGCUAGUGUCGCGGGAAUGAUUAGCAUUUUACCAACGCAUCGUGUUCACAAGCCAAGAGCCUUCUGAUUUGAUGAUAAAAUAAACACAUUUCAUUUAACCCUUCUUUGUACACAUUUUGUGUACCACCACAGCUGAAGACCUGGAAUCGAAAAUGAACUGGGGGUCCUUUUACGCCGUGAUCAGCGGCGUAAACAGGCAUUCCACCGGCAUCGGCCGCAUCUGGCUGUCUGUCAUCUUCAUCUUCAGAAUCCUGGUCCUCGUGGUGGCGGCCGAGUCGGUCUGGGGCGACGAGAAGUCUGGCUUCACCUGCAACACCCAGCAGCCCGGCUGCAACUCUGUCUGCUAUGACCAGUUCUUUCCCAUCUCACACAUCCGCCUGUGGGCCUUGCAGCUCAUCCUGGUUUCCACGCCUGCUCUCCUAGUGGCCAUGCAUGUAGCCCAUCGCAGACACAUCAACAAGAAGAUCCUGAAGAAGUCCGGGCGCACUUCCCCUAAGGAGUUGGAACAAAUCAAGUAUCAGAAGUUUGCGAUCGCAGGCGCCCUUUGGUGGACCUAUAUGAUCAGUGUGCUGUUUAGGAUCGUUCUGGAAGUCGGCUUCCUUUAUAUAUUCUACUUGAUCUACCCUGACUUCAAGAUGUUCCGUCUGGUCAAGUGUGACUCGUACCCCUGCCCCAACACUGUGGACUGCUUCGUGUCACGACCCACGGAGAAAACCAUCUUCACCGUGUUCAUGCUCUCCGUGUCGGGGGUGUGUGUUCUCCUUAACCUGGCCGAGGUGGCCUACCUGAUUGGCAGAGCCUGUCUGAGGUGUAUCCAUGGUAACCAGGACAAGAAUAAGGUAGCAGGGAUUGGUCAGAAACUGUCCUCCUACAAACAGAAUGAAAUCAACCAGAUGAUCGCUGACCAGUCGAAGUUCAAGUUCAACAUGGGAGCUAGGAAGACCUCUAUGGAGAAGGGAGAGAGGUGUUCUGCUUUCUGAUAGGCUGCCCUGGAAGGGAGAGAGGUGCUCUGCUUUCUGAUAGGCUGCCCUGGAAGGGAGAGAGGUGCUCUGCUUUCUAAUAGGUUGCCCUGGAAGGGAGAGAGGUGUUCUGAUUUGCUGCCUAUGGAGAUGGGAAAGCAGGGCUCUGCUUUCUGAUACGCUGUCUAGUCCUAGUUCCCACAAAUGUUCACUGCUUCAAACUAAUGAAUUGUAACCAGCUUCUAACCAUACUGGAUAGAAAUCCUCAAUAGCUCCAUCUAGUAAUAACAUCAAUCAUUCACUCAUUUAUUUCUUCAUCUAUUUAUUCUAGUGGCUGGUGCUAGGUUCUCAACAUUCCUAACGGUGGUAGGAUAUAGAGAAGAACAAACGAGCCCAGACAAACUCAACGCUGGAUCGGAGAGAGAACUUUGUUUCAUCGUGAUCGACACAGUCACUGUUUUGUCUCACAACCUUGGGGCAGGAACUAGUGGAUAAAGGAACAUUUGUUUCAGCACAUGACUUGACAAACCCAUUGUAUUGGAACUCACUGAGUCUCCUACAGCAGGGAGACUACUCCUACAAUACGGAGAUUACUCCUACAGCGUGGAGACGACUCCUACAGCAGGGAGACUACUCCUAUAGACUAUUCCUACAGCACAGAGACUACUCUUACAGACUACCCCUACAGCAUGGAGACUGCUCCUACAGAAUGGAGACUACUCCUACAGCAGGGAGACUACCCCUAUAGACUACUCCUACAGCGGAGGGACUACUCCUACAGCGGAGAGACUACGGCACGGAGACUACUCCUACAGACUACUCCUACAGCAGGGAGACUACUCCUACGGCACGGAGACUACUCCUACGGCACGGAGACUACUCAACAGCAGGGAGACUUCUCCUACAGACUACUCCUACAGCAGGGAGACUACUCCUACAGACUACUGCUACAGACUACUCCUACAGACUACUCCUACAGCACGGAGACUACUCCUACAGACUACUCCUACAGCAGGGAGACUACUCCUACAGAAUGGAGACUACUCCUACAGACUACUCCUACGGCACAGAGACUACUCCUACAGAAUGGAGACUACUCCUACAGCACGGAGACUACUCCUACAGACUACUCCUACGGCACGGAGACUACUCCUACAGCAGGGAGACUACUCCUACGGCACGGAGACUACUCCUACAGACUACUCCUACAAUAGGGAGACUACUCCUACGGCACGGAGACUACUCCAACAGACUACUCCUACAGCACGGAGACUACUCCUACAGCACGGAGAGUACUCCUACAGACUACUCCUACAGACUACUCCUACGGCAGAGAGACUACUCCUACGGCAGGGAGACUGCUCCUACGGCAGAGAGACUACUCCUACAGCAGGAACGGAUCACUCAUCAAGACAUUGAAGGUCUUUUUAAUGGUGCACAGCAAACUAUGGAGCUUUACUACAUUGCUAUCAGUACCAAGAGGGUUAGCAGCAGCAGCGACGUGGAAAACUGGUUGUCCUAAGAUGGAUUACUGACAACUUCCAUUAACGGUUGUUAACCCGUACAAAAAUAUGGUAUGUUCAUAUCCCACAUUAUACUGUUAUAUAUGAUGUGUUCAUAUCCCACAGUGGUAUAUACUGCAGUACUCUGACUAUUAUGAGGAUGUUUACACGACAACAUCCUCAGCUGCAAAGUAAACCUGUUGUUGAGGUUUCGGCUCACAGCAUCUGAUAGUGGAUUGAUGGAUACAAGUCUUUAUGUUUUGCAAAUCAAAUCAAAUCAAAAUGUGUAGACCUUACAGUGAAAUGCUGACUUACAAGCAUUUAACCAACAAAGCAGUUUUCAGAAAAUACACACAAAAA
Messenger RNA from Oncorhynchus kisutch (coho salmon), 2974 nucleotides. RefSeq names its product gap junction beta-1 protein-like. The transcript has 2 exons. Gene Ontology annotation, cellular component: connexin complex. The record is from RefSeq and is a predicted model, not a curated record. Gene Ontology annotation, molecular function: gap junction channel activity. NCBI's taxonomy places the organism in Eukaryota, Metazoa, Chordata, Actinopteri, Salmoniformes, Salmonidae. The coding region runs from base 306 to 1133 and encodes 275 amino acids. Gene Ontology annotation, biological process: cell-cell signaling.